Notothenia coriiceps (black rockcod) is the source of this 4092-nucleotide messenger RNA. RefSeq names its product peroxisomal biogenesis factor 1 (gene pex1). The record is from RefSeq and is a predicted model, not a curated record. NCBI's taxonomy places the organism in Eukaryota, Metazoa, Chordata, Actinopteri, Perciformes, Nototheniidae. Gene Ontology annotation, biological process: protein import into peroxisome matrix. The transcript has 24 exons. Gene Ontology annotation, molecular function: ATP binding; ATP hydrolysis activity. The coding region runs from base 92 to 3802 and encodes 1236 amino acids. Gene Ontology annotation, cellular component: peroxisomal membrane; cytosol; peroxisome.
GAUCGGCUGUGAGUUUGUUGCACAUUUAACGCUAGCAAAGUAAACUGUCGUGGAUUUGCAGAGCUAACGUUAGACAGGCUAUGUGAAAAUAAUGUUUACUAAUCAAGGCAUUCAACCCGUAACUGUUGUAUUUAGCAACACAAAAAACUGCUUUCUUCAUAUCUCUUCGAAGUUAAUAUCGCAUCUUUCCUUGAACGAGAACCAGGCUUUGGAGUUGUCUUGGGGCCAUGGAUCCCCAGUAUUUCUCAGCUGGACUCAAAACAGAUCCUCCUCCAGCCUGAACAGCCAUAAAGUGGAGCUGUGUCGACAACUGGGAGAAAAACUUGGCCUGAAGGAUGGAGAGCAGGGCUUCCUGAGACCAUGUCACCAGGUUUCAUCUGUGCAUCAAGUGUUUGUGGAGCCUCUGUCAUUUGAUGACUGGGAGAUCUUGGAGCUCCACAGUGCAGCGCUGGAGCAGCAUCUGUUGGAUCAGAUCAGAGUUGUUUUCCGAGAUGCCGUGUUUCCUGUGUGGGUGGACAGCCACACAGCCAUCUACAUCCAAAUAGCAUCGCUUUCGCCAUCUGUGCCAUAUGGUCGCUUGGAGCAGUUCACAGAACUAAUUGUCUCUCCUAAAAUCCGCGCUGGGAUUGGCAACCUCAAUGGCUCUCCAAUGAGACAGGACGACAAGCAGCAUUUUCCCGGACAGCAAAAUAUGGAUCAUUCCUCCCCUUCUGGAACAUCAUUAGAAACUACCUCCCCUGUCCUUCAAAGCCACCAGUGGGGCGGCAUAGCUGACCUGAAGAGCCUGCUACGCUUCAUGAUUAAGGGAACUUACGACCCAGUUAAGGAGCUGCCACCUGUACCUGACGUGCCUGCCCUCUUUCCCGACUCUAUCUGCAGAGUGUGUGGUGUACCGCCAGACUCUCUUUGCACUAUAAGCCAGGUUGCAACAGCCGUUGUUCAUUUAUUUCCUCUGAGCCACUGGUCAAAUGCUGUGCCAACCGGAGGUCAGUCGUCAGUGACUUAUGGCCUGCUCUCAAAAGUUCUCUCCCCUAAAGAAUCAAGGGACAGAGCCAAGCACGCCAUGGAGAAAAAGAAGAACGCAGGAGUUACUAAAGUGACAGAAGGAAAGGAAUUCAAUGAAGAAGAAGCCAUAGUGGUCAGGGUGGUCUGCCAUGAUACUGAGAAGCAAACAAGUCACAGUCAGAGAGAGAUCCAUAGUGGAAGAGUAUGGAUCCCUCAGCCCCUUGCUGUCAGGUUGAAUAUCAUCCCACAUUCAACAGUGAGAAUUAAACCGGUGAAAUCAGCUAUCAAAGUGGCUUCCUCUAUUCGCUUACAGCCGUUAAUACCCCUGCCUGAGGAAGACGAUGAGGAGAUCAAGACAGCUUUCCUUGGUUGGCUGCACACUCAGAGUCAUGAGCCUUUAGCCUGUCUGACUGCUCGGUCUGGCACCAUCCUCCUACAUGGAACCGAUGCUAAGUUAGAGUUUGCUUUAACUGUACUGAAACCAGAACCAGGCAGUGACCCUACAGACCAGCUGUUCUUACUCGCAACCCCUGUUGUCAAGAAGGAAAACAUUCAGGUAGACAGAGUCACAUGGCCAGCUGUGAUAUCUGUAGCCGAAUCACCCAAUCCAGAGCUUCCCUCCCUCAGUAGCCUUGGUGGGAUCCAUGAGCUCAGUACGAAUGGAUUUGACUUCAUCUCCCACAGCCUUCUGGGUAGUCCCCUCUCAAGAGAGCUUGGUAGCACUGCGCAGGGUCUCCAGGGAGGAGCUCUUCUCAUCACUGGUGCUAAGGGAAGUGGAAAAAGCACUCUUUCCCGAGCCCUCUGUAGAAGAGCUAGAGAAGAACUGGAUGCACAUGUGGAGCUGGUGGACUGCAAGAAACUUCAAGGCAAAAGGUCAGAAACAGUAAGACAGAUGCUGCAGGAUAUUUUUGAGCAGGCGGAGUGGAGGCAGCCUUCAGUCGUUCUUCUUGACGACCUGGACCACGUGACUGGGGCGCCAACAUCACCAGAGCAUGAGCACGGUCCUGAGGCGCUGCUGCAACAGCACAUAGCACAGAGUCUGCAGGAUGUGGUGGACGAGGUGCUGCUUCACUCCAGCCUGGUGUGUCUGAUCAUCACCAGCCAGAGUGAGCAUUCCCUCCACCCCUCCAUCACCGAGGUGCAGGGGUCCCACUUCAUCCAGGGCUUCGCACACAUCCAGCCACCGGACCAGGCUCAAAGGGCGGAAAUCCUCCGCCAUCUGAUACUCGGAAAAAGCUGCCUGUUUGAGGAGACCUUACAGACUCUAGACCUGGCGGCUGUUGCCAAGGAGACGGAGGGAUACACACCCCAAGACCUUGAGCUACUGUUGCAGCGGGCUGUCCAUGCCAACACAGUGCAAAGAGGACACAGUGACCAGGGUGUGUGUUUGUUGUGGAGGGACUUUGUGCAGGCUCUGAAGGGGUUCACUCCUCCCUCGCUGUGGGGGGCAGACCUCCACACCCCGAGUGGAGUGGGACUGGAGAGGGUGGGGGGGCUGAGGGAGGUGCGACGGCAGCUGAUGGACACCAUAAUGCUCCCGGCUAAGUAUCCAGUCCUGUUCUCCAAUCUCCCCAUCCGCCAUCGCUCAGGAAUAUUACUGUAUGGAGCUCCUGGUACAGGGAAGACGCUGCUGGCCAGGGCCGUGGCCAAAGACAGUGGCAUGAACUUCAUCAGCAUCAAGGGCCCUGAGCUUCUGAGUAAGUACAUUGGAGCGAGUGAGCAGGCAGUCCGCGAUGUCUUCCGGAGGGCUCAAGCUGCCAAGCCGUGCAUUCUGUUCUUCGAUGAGUUUGACUCUCUGGCCCCCAGGAGGGGCCACGACAGCACAGGAGUAACGGACCGGGUGGUGAACCAGCUCCUCACCCAGCUGGACGGGGUGGAGGGGCUGCAGGGUGUUUACGUGCUUGCAGCCACCAGCCGUCCAGACCUGAUCGACCCGGCUCUGCUGAGACCUGGACGACUCGACAAGUCCCUCUACUGCCCGCCUCCUGACCUGGAGGAUCGUGUGGAGAUCCUGAGGGCUCUGAGCUCCGGUGUGGCUCUGGCUGCUGACGUGGACCUGGAUCAACUGGCCACAGCCACGGAGCAGUUCACCGGGGCCGACCUGAAGGCCCUGCUCUACAACGCCCAGCUGGAGGCCGUCCACAGCAGCAUGGGCUCCAGCACACCGCAUGAUCUGACCUGUGGCUCCGACAGCGACAUGAGCCUGUCCUCCAUGAUGUUCCCGAACAACAGCAGCGGCUCAGAUGACUCGGUGGGGGAGGGGGACCCGGGCCUGGACCAGUCCAUGGUACUGCUGGAGCCCAGUGAGCUUCGAGCUGAAGAACAUCGUGGAAACGUUUGGAGAAUUUACUUUGGAAGCUCCUACGAGUCAGAUGUCGGGAAUUCACCCAUUUUAGGACUGAACUCCCAGUGCGUCUCUGGACCAAACUCAACCCGGGCAUCGUGUCGGGACCAGGGCGGCCCCCUCCCCCCCGCCUUCAUGUCCUCCCUGCAGAGCGGGUACGAAGAGCUCGCCCCCGAGCAGUUAGAGCGCCUGCAGCAAGACGUUCAGAACAUCAAGAACAACUACAGGAGCGCCAACGAGGACAGUGUUCGGGGGCCGUCAGCCUCCAGCCGGCCCGGCCUGCUGCUCUGUCGGCUCCAUCUGACCUCCGCCCUGACUGCGACCGCGGCGUCGCUCAGCACGACCGACUGGAACAGAUACGCUAAACUGUAUGAAGCCUUUGGGGGUGUAGGAGAAGGACAGUCUGCACAAUCAGUCACAUUCAAACCUGGACAACGUGUGACUUUAGCUUGAUCAAACAUGCUAACUCAAUCAACCUAAUUUAGUUAUUUUUGUGUUAGUUAAUGAAAAAUGUGAUGUAAUUUAUAUUUAAAGAUUCUAACAAUCAGUGUUUAACAGUUCCAGAUGGAUGAAGACAUCUUAAAUGUUUGUGUAAUGUCCUACUGACUUGAUUUUAGAGAGAUAUGUAUCUACUUACAAUGUAAUUGACUGUACAUAUGUAUAAAUCCAGAUGAUAAAUUAUGUAAUUUUUGUUAUAAAAUGCUUGCCUACAUAACUUAAUUAAACCCUGAUUGUGAAUUAAA